GGGACUGGCGAUGGCGUCCGGGUUUGAGAGCGAGCGGAGCUUGGCGGAGCGUAAGGAGCAGCGGCAGGCGCUGCUGGCGCAGGCCAAAAUUAGUUAUGAAAAGGAGCAGAGGCACAAGCUGCUAAAGCAUCUACGAGGUGAAAAUACAUGGAUGCUUGCUGAUGUGAAUGAACGUGUGGAACAACUCGAAAAGGAACAUUCUGUGCAGAAAAAAAAGAAAAAGGAUAAGCAUUCAAAAAAAGCGAAGAAAGAAAAGAAGAAAAAUAAGAAACAAAAAUCUGAAAAGAAGGUUGACUUACUUGAUAGUUCUUCGGAUUCCUCAGUUGAAUGGGUUGAGUCAAAUGUGUCACAGUCAGAUAACACAGAAAAGGCUUGGAAGGUCAACAAGCAAUCACAUGCUGAGAAAGAUCCCUCCCUGCAGAGAGAAGAAUGGAUGAAUUUAGACUUUAUGUCAUUGAAAACCACGUCAGCAGCAGCUGUCAGAGGUGAAAGACACAAAGAAAAAAUAUUGGAACGACAGAAAGCUCAAGAACUUGAGCAAGCCAUGCUGUCUGAGAGAGAACUCAAUCCCUAUUGGAAAGAUGGUGGUACAGGUUUGCCACCAGAGAAGGAUGAAGCAGCUUCAGUUAAGAAAGUUACAGUGGUAGAAGAUGCUGGAUUAAGUUGGCUACAAAAAUCAUAUCAAAGAAUGAAGGAGCAGGCUGAGAGAGAGAAACGAAAUUUUGAGGAAAUUGUAGCUGAGAGAUAUGGGUCAGUGGAGGUAUUUCAGUCACGAUUAGAAGAAGCUGAAAAAGUUGCAUCCAGAAAGGAAAAUUAUUAUCGAAGUGGAAGAUGGAAGAAAACUGACUAUUCAGAAAGUGAGAAAGAAAAGAAAGAGCAGCAUAUGAAAAAGGAGACACGAGAUGAAGAUGAUAGAAACAGGAAUGUGUUUGGGGGUUAUACUAGGGAGAAGUAUGGCAAGGGAUGGGCGCAAGAAGACAAAGAUUACAAAAGAGGUAUGUCAGGAGAAGACCAAGAAUGUGGACACAGUAGCACAGACUCAGUAUUCAGAGGCUACAGCUCCAAAGCAGAAAAACACUCUGAUGAAAAACGAAGUCAGGAAAAGAGUUCGUCUCUAAGCAACAUGAAACAAAAAUUUCUGAAACCCUCUGAAGAUGAUUUAUCGUCUUACAGUGCACCUAGAGACUAUAGGUCACAGCAGUCCUCUUCCAAACUGCCAGUUCAUAGGUCUUUGAGCAGCCAUUUCCAAAAACCUAGUGAGGAUACUGCACUGUGGACCAAAACAUGCAAAGAAGAUGACAAUGAGAAAUUAAUGUCUGAUCAAAAAUCAUCAGGUACUAGGGAACAAAUUGAUGACAAUAGUUGGGAAAUAACUCCAAGUGAUGAAAAACAGAAGUUGCAACAGGAGUACCCAAGUGAUAUCGCUGAGAAGAAACAAACGUUAUCUGACAGUAAAACAUCAUGUUCUAGAUACACAUCAAAGGAUGAGCCGCCUCGGGUCCUUAGUGAAGAGGAGAUGAACAGACUGGGAGCAAGGAUUGUGAAAGCAGAACUCAUGGGAGACAUGGAGUUAGCUUCAAAACUUCAAGCAGAACUUGAGAACGCUCGCAAAUUGAGAGAGACUCAAGGGCAGAUUCCAGCAAAGUCUGGCAGAGAGGCUUCAAGCCAUCAAGAAGAUGAACAAGUGGUCCUUGUCAGAACAGAUCAAAGUGGAAGGGCAUGGCCUGUGACCACACCAGCUGAACCACAGGAGCCAAAAGGAGGACGGAGAAAGCGACAGAUGUUCCCUACUCAUAUAGAUAAAGAAAGAAUAAGGUAUUUUCAGGAUGAUGAUAGUAUGAACCUGAAGGAUUUGGUCAAAAAUGAGAAGAUGAGAACAGCAGAGGAUCAAAACUCACUGUUCAUGCGUAUGGUGUCAAAGCUCAUGGAAAAAACUGACCGAGAGUACUACACUCUGGAUGACAUGUUUGUUUCCAAAGCAGCCAAAAGAGCACGCAGUGGGGAAGAGGAAGAAAUACAAAGAAGAAAAGCAAUACAUGAGCACCAGCAGCUUGCUGCACGCAUGGAAAAGUGCCCAUACUGCUUUGAUAGCAGUGAACUUCCUAAACAUCUUAUUAUUGCAAUUGGCACCAAGGUAUACUUGUCUCUACCAAGCAACCAGUCCCUUACUGAAGGUCACUGCCUGAUAGCUCCUCUACAGCACCAUACUGCAGCCACUCUUUUGGAUGAAGACAUCUGGGAAGAAAUACAGAUGUUCCGAAAUGCGUUGGUGAAAAUGUUUGAAGCUAAAGACUUGGACUGUGUGUUCCUAGAAAUGAACAUGAGUAUGAAGAAACGGUAUCACAUGGUAUAUGAAUGCAUUCCUCUUCCAAAAGAAGUAGGAGAUAUGGCUCCAAUCUACUUUAAGAAAGCUAUAAUGGAGUCUGAUGAAGAGUGGUCCGUGAACAAGAAGUUAAUUGAUCUUUCUUCAAAAGAUGUUCGGAAAUCUGUUCCUAAAGGGUUACCAUACUUUUCUGUGGACUUUGGCCUUCAAGGAGGAUUUGCUCAUGUCAUUGAAGAUCAACACAAGUUCCCUCAUUACUUUGGAAAGGAAAUUAUUGGUGGCAUGCUGGACUUGGAACCGCAGCUCUGGAGAAAAGGAAUCAGACAGAACUUUGAGGAUCAGAGGAAGAAGGUGUUGCAGUUUGCACAGUGGUGGAAACCAUAUGACUUUACCAAAAAGAAAGAAUGAGCACAUCCCUGCCCUAUAUAAGCCAUAAAUUAUAUUAAAGGAUAUUUCCUAUACUAAGAAUAACACCAGUGGGUUAUGUAUUGCUAAUAUAUUUUAAAACCAAGGAUACUGUUUAAUUGCUGAUUACCUGUUGUUAGUUUAGACACAAGCCUGACAAACCAGAAGUGUACAGUGGUUUUAGUUUUUAACUUUUUAGCUGAGCCAAAAGAAUAAUAUCCAUGUGGCCAUUGGAGUUCUUCAAAAUGUAGCUUCUGCUUUUAGAUUUUUUAUAAUCUUUGAGGCAACUUGAUUUUUUAAUAUUGUAUUUAGCAUAGAGCCAGUGCUUAAUUAUCAUGGUGACUUUUUGUAGAAAAUGGUGUACAUUUUAAGAACAUUUUGAUUAAUACAAAUACAUUGU
Haliaeetus leucocephalus (bald eagle) is the source of this 3128-nucleotide messenger RNA. RefSeq names its product CWF19-like 2, cell cycle control (S. pombe) (gene CWF19L2). Gene Ontology annotation, cellular component: post-mRNA release spliceosomal complex. The coding region runs from base 11 to 2731 and encodes 906 amino acids. Gene Ontology annotation, biological process: mRNA splicing, via spliceosome. The record is from RefSeq and is a predicted model, not a curated record. The transcript has 18 exons. Lineage: Eukaryota; Metazoa; Chordata; Aves; Accipitriformes; Accipitridae.